Messenger RNA from Leguminivora glycinivorella, 2114 nucleotides. RefSeq names its product WD repeat-containing protein CG11141. The record is from RefSeq and is a predicted model, not a curated record. Gene Ontology annotation, molecular function: protein binding. Lineage: Eukaryota; Metazoa; Arthropoda; Insecta; Lepidoptera; Tortricidae. The transcript has 11 exons. Bases 148 to 2070 code for a protein of 640 amino acids.
GUCAAAAGUAGUCAAAACCAACUUCGACUGCACAGUACAGGAAUUUCUUUCAAUAAAUAAAAUAAAAAAAUAAUCAAACCUACGAUGUUACUCUGCACAUAUUUGCUUAGUUUUUUAGCAUAUCAGUGAAGCAAUAACCUAGUCAUAAUGGAAGUAACGAGCGGCGCUGAAGAUGCGUUUGUGCGCGAAUGGACACCUUGCACCCACAUUUUGAAUUUAAUUCCACCUCGUAUGUCUACGGGUAUAUUUUCCAGUGAACUGUGUUUAACUUGCGUGGACGCUGUGAGUGACUACAUAGCGCUGGGCACGAACGUGGGUUUGGUGUACUGGUACGACAGGAAAAAGGGCAAUAUCCAGAGGCUACGAUGCGAGGCCGCAGCAACCCCCAUCACAUUCGUAAAGAUUGUGAACACAGUAGACUAUAUGGUGGGAGCUGGCAAUGCUUCCGGGCAAGUCACAGUGUUCCAGAUACCCAAGGAACACCCCGACAAUAUCCCUGACACGCUCAAGCCUAAAGUGGAACCAAAAGUCGAGAGGUACACCAUCAGUGACUUGCACAAGGGAAAGAUAACCGCCAUCGAGUGGUCCAAGAACGGGAUGCGGCUGUUUUCAGGGGAUAAAAAUGGCGUCAUCAUCAUGACAGAGAUCGACUUCUACAUGCACCUCUGUAAAUCCAGCGAGAUCGUGAACGAAGAGCACGAGAUAGUCCAGAUGAGCUACUACCAGAACUCGCUGCUGGUGUCCAGCCUGUACAGGACGAUAGUGUGCGAGAAGCGGGACGGCAAGUGGGCGAUCAACCAGAUAGGAAAGCGGGAGAGGAAGAGUUUGUGUCACCUUGGCGCGGUAUUCCAAUAUUCGUACUCGCGCGGCGGCGCGGCGGUCGCGUACUGCGCGCGCCCUGGCCUGAGACUCUGGCGCGCGGAUAGAACUGGACAAGUGCUGCAUACACUCAUGUUCAAGGACGCAAUAUCUAACCCUCUCACCAUCGCGGAGCUGCUCAACCCGUCAGCACGGAAACACAAUCACGCCGACAUGGAGUACAACCUGGGCCCGCUGCAAGUGUUCCGGGAACAUUACCUCGUGGCGCAUAACGAGCAUUUUCUCUAUGUGCUGGACCCUGACACGUUGCGGGCCACAGCUGUAGUGGAUGAUCUUAGACGGAUCCUCUCAGUGGCUGUGAACAAGGACGAGAUCUUCGUGUUAGAGGGAGGCCGCUCGCUCGUGCGUCUCGCUCACGCACCGGAACCUGCUGCACUCGCCUCAGACGAUUCAAUCAAUCUGAUGACAAAAUCGCUCACCAACUCGAUCCAGCAAGUUGUGAACACCGUGCGAGACGUGACCCUCGACCAGACGGCGUUCAUCACCAGCGUCCUGGAGGCCCCAAAUUGGCUUACAAAGGAGGCGAAGGACGCAACAGUGGCCGAAGAGUGCUUCGAACUGCCACCAGUGAGACAACUUCCCGACGUUUCUCGCGACGUUCUCGAGUCCAUCAUUAACGAGUUCAAAGACGUGUCUUCUGAAGUUGAAGAGAUCAGGAGGGUCAAGUCUGAAGAACUACAGAAAAAACUUAAGCUGUAUAACAGCAUAAUGGAGAAGAAAUGCGACUCAGAACUCAUUCAUUCCCGUCGCAGCCGCCGCCGGCCCGGCUCGGGAACAUCCACCCCGCGCGCGCUCACCCCCGCGCGCGUCACCACCACCAGCCCCUGUCUCAUGCACGUCAGCGUCUAUGGAAACGAUCAACAGAACGACGACCUCCUAGAAAAGCAGAUAGAAGAAAAAGAGAAAAUCCUAGCGAAAAUGCUCAACCUGGACUCCCUAAGCAUCUCCACCAAAACCGAGGACUGUCCCAAAGAAACGUACGUACCACAAAUCAGGGAACCUGAAAUUGUCACCCCAAAACAUAAAAUAGAGAAAGAAGUAGAUUUAGUGCCUAAGAUAGUGAAGUUGCCUAAUAAUUGGAAUUUAGAGAAUAUAGAAUUGAGGUUAGAAAUGCAGGCGAAUGGGAUAAAGGACGCCAAGAAUUUGAUGUCGCCGGAGGAACAUUCGGAUAGCGAGUGGGAGAUCGUUUGAUAGUUGGUUUCAAAUAAGGAUUUUUUUAAACACUAACCCCCUUU